This is a messenger RNA of Ruditapes philippinarum (Manila clam), 3146 nucleotides long. RefSeq lists its product as uncharacterized. Gene Ontology annotation, biological process: regulation of DNA-templated transcription. The transcript is spliced from 9 exons. The record is from RefSeq and is a predicted model, not a curated record. Gene Ontology annotation, molecular function: zinc ion binding; sequence-specific DNA binding; DNA-binding transcription factor activity. NCBI's taxonomy places the organism in Eukaryota, Metazoa, Mollusca, Bivalvia, Venerida, Veneridae. Bases 275 to 3073 code for a protein of 932 amino acids.
UGUUGAAGUUAGGUACCUGCCAAUGAAUGUCAACAAAAACGGAAAAACUACCUGUUCUAGUUUCCACAGAAAUUAGAACAAAAUUUCAUGUUAAUUCCUAUGCAAGUUACGUUUAUAGGAUAGGUUGUUACUCAUAUUCUCUAAAUUUAUGAAUGACAACUUCUCUCAGGGGAGAAAAUUCCCUAACUGUCAAUGAAAUAUUUUUGCAAAAUUCUAGGCGAGUGACGGCCAUGAUGAUAAUCAAAGUAGAUAAAUAAUUUUCAAAGAAAAUUUUAUGCCAGAUGAAGCAAUUAUUCAAACCUUAAUCAUGACAUCAACAGUUAUCAAGAAACAAACGUCUGGUGAGGAAGAUCCUAAAAUACCGGCCUAUAAAAAGUUACCUCCUAUACCAAACCAGCAAAAAAUGAUGAACAGGAAAGUGAUAUCUCCAGCUUCUGUAUCAGUAGACUUCAAUGCACCAAAUGUCCAAUCAAAACAGGUUUUAGGUGGUAAAGUUUCUGUGAGGAAGGGAUCUGCUGAUUCAACAAAAUCUGAGACAGUGAAAUCACCAGCCAGUCAAAAGGCAGCUAAUAAAAGGUCUAGUCCAUUAGGAAGUGGGGUGAAAUCAGGUGUAAGAUUAAAUGGGGAAGUUGCCUCUGACCUGUCCAGUAGUGGAAUAGAGUUGAUUGGUUAUAAAAUGACCAAUGGGCAGCUGACAUCAAGUACAGGGAAAAUGCCAGUCCCACAACAAGCCAGUGACUGGACCCCAUUGAGUUCAGAGUUACCUCCCUGUAGAAUUUGUGGUGACAAAGCCUCUGGAUUACAUUAUGGUGUUAACACAUGUGAGGCUUGUAAGGCUUUCUUUAGACGUACCUUGAAGAAGUCGACAAUCAAUUUCCAAUGUACUUGUACACCUGAAGAAAAAGCCCUAGGCACUGAUGAGCCGAGGAAAACAACAUGUCCUAAAUGUCGGUAUGAGAGAUGUAUCAAGACAGGAAUGUCAAAAGAUGCUAUCAAGAUUGGUCGAUACACGAUUUCACGUAAACGUCAAAAUGACCGUGAAGUGAAGACAUUGAAGAGCGGGGAGAAAACCGAGGGUGUACGAAGGGCCAGUGAGAGUUCUAAAAGUACUUCAUCCAGCUCCCCGUACAGUACAAGUCAGAGUGUUAGUUCACCUGAAGAGUUAUCUUCAGAUAUUACCUCCCUUAGUUUACAAGAGAAAAAGAUGAUAAGCAGUGCUAAGAAGCGCCGGCAUGACGAGGAGGAUGGUUUACUAUACCAGUCACUUACAAAUAGUAUCUUUAAAUCUCUGAUGGAGAAUAACAAACUGAAGCCCCCUGCAGUGUCCCUCAAUCAAACUUUAUCACCUGUCGAACAGCUAUUGACAUCUGACAACGAUUCAGACACCAAAAUUUCACCAAUGGAACAACUUUUUACUUCACACAGAAUCACAACUACAGACUUAUCUAGUUCAGAUGGUGAAGUAAAUAUGCCAAAUAUCGAUCAUUUGGUGAGUGUGAACGAAGAGGAAGAGGCCUUUUCUCCAUUAGCGCAGAUUUUUGAAACAUAUGGCCCAUUUUCAGAUGAGUUUUCCCCAGUUGAAAAUCUUUUCACCCAACCAAUUGUCUCAAACACAGUGUCUUCAACAGGUAGUGUACAUGUCGAUAGUGAUAUUCAGAUUGUCCCGGGUCAUAAUGGAAUAAGUGAACAUAUUGGUGAAGUUCCGUAUGAUUCUGUUGGUGAGGAAGCCUUGACAACGGCACUUUUGGGAAUAUACGAUGGCAGUGAGAUUAACUCGAAAAAUCGAGGUUCGGAGCAAUUACAUGACAGUAAACUAAUGGAAGAAUCUCCAAUUGAAAAUUUGCUGAAGGCACCAGUGACAUUAAUGACUGAAUCACCUGCCUUCACAGAAAUGGAAAAUAACUAUUCUAGUGAGGUAUAUAAUGCCAACACAGGACACCCAGUGAAUGGCACAUUGCUGGAAAACAAUACAAUUAAUGGUGACAUUUCUCAAAACAUUCAAAUUCUAGAGAAUGGCUACCAUCAGGUUAAUGGUGAAAAUGUUCCAGGCCAACUGGAAGGAAAUACAUUCAUUGCAUCUAAAGCAAAUAUGAUUGAAGAACCAGUUUCCUCGGACCGAGAGUGCAAUGAAGGUUACUUUACAGGGAAAGAAGUUAAUAAUGAGAACCAAACGGAUAAUCUGGAAGAUUUGUUAAUACAAGAGCAACAGUUAGCAAGGCUUGAGAAUCCAGCUGUACACGUGGGUGAUAAUAUGAGCGUAAAAGAAGCAACGCAGUUAAUUCUUACGUUAGGGCAGGCAGCUGGCGUGUUGUUUGAAAGUGCGAAGAAAAUGUCGUGCGAAGAGAUCAAGAAAAGACACGCUGCAUAUUUGGAACAAUAUGUUACCAAGAUGCAAGUAUUUGGCAACAUGUCGAAUAUCUCGAAGGAAGAAUAUCUUGAAUUUUACAAGCAGACUGGCAUCGACAUAGACAAUAGACAGGAAAUUCUCAUUGAAGCGUUGAAAUACAUGGAAGAAUCGAUCGGUAAACUCGUUAAAUUCGCCAAAGCCAUCCCAGGUUUUUCUGAGCUCGAUAUUGAUGACCAGGUCAAUCUUGUAAAAGCAUCAAGGUUUGAAGCAGAUAAUAUACAGUUCGGGAAAAUAGGAAAAUGUGUCAAAUCUUCUCUGAAAAUUGCAACGCUGCCAUGGGAUAAAGAAUAUCACUUUGAUGAAAUAAGUAAAAUAUUCCCCCGAAAUUAUUGUACCACCAAGAUCCAGACCUUGUUUGAAGUGACGCAGCUUGGGCUAAGCUUUGAAGAAACGAUAAUGUUUAAAGCCCUGAUUAUGACUUUCCCAGAUCGUUGCGAGCUAAAGGAACCAGAGAAAGUGGAAUAUUUACAUAACAGACUGAUUGCCUGUUUUCUGUUUCUGUUGGCCAAUCGGCCACCAAGUAAACUGAUUACAGUCCAGAGCGUCAUGGCGACACUGUUCAAGAUCCGUCAUCUUGCGGCCUGGGACACGCAGAUCAUCCAGGAGAUGUUUGAAGUGUGGCCGGUUACUACUAACCACCAACUUGUUAAAGAGUUUGUAACUUAGAUAAUAAUGUUCAUCCUUUGCCAAUUUGUAUAUAUAUUUGGUCAUUUUUGUUAUGUUUCAUAUCUAGAAAUAU